This is a messenger RNA of Fundulus heteroclitus (mummichog), 695 nucleotides long. It is a transcript of the gene eif3eb, whose product is annotated as eukaryotic translation initiation factor 3, subunit E, b. Gene Ontology annotation, molecular function: translation initiation factor activity. Lineage: Eukaryota; Metazoa; Chordata; Actinopteri; Cyprinodontiformes; Fundulidae. The coding region runs from base 42 to 515 and encodes 157 amino acids. Gene Ontology annotation, cellular component: eukaryotic translation initiation factor 3 complex; cytoplasm; nucleus. The transcript has 5 exons. Gene Ontology annotation, biological process: translational initiation. The record is from RefSeq and is a predicted model, not a curated record.
CUGUUUGUCAAUAAAGUUUGGUUUAAAAGCCGACUGAAAGUAUGGCGGAAUACGAUCUAACCACUAAAAUAUCUCAUUUUCUGGACCGACUCCUGGUUUCUCCUCUGCUGGAGUUCCUCUCCGUGAAGGAGAUCUACAACGAGACGGAGCUCCUGCAGGGAAAGCUGGACCUGCUCAGCGACACCAACAUGGUGGACUUCACCAGGGACGUGUAUAAAAACCUGCACCCGGACAAAGAGAUCCCCCACUGGUUAAUUACCAGAAGGCAGGGAUUGAGUUGCCAAAAGGCACGUGGGCAGCUCCCCAGAGUCUGGAGGGAGGAGUUCUGGUCAGAUGAGACUAAACACGCCCAUCCCCUCCAGAACCCCGUCCCCACAGUGGAACACGGUGGAGGCAGCAUCAUGCAGUUUGUGGAGUGCCUCUGCGUGAACCUUGACUUCCACAGCGCCCAGAAGAAGCUGAGGGAGCACGAGUCGAAACCAAACUGGGCGGCGCAGAACUCUGGGUUCUACUGAGACGGAACCGGCCCACAGGAAGAUCCAAACGGCCCGUGUUGAUGACAUCGAUGUUAUUUAUUAUGAUGAAUUUCCAGUUUGACGAGUCAUCCUGUAACUUCUGGCGCAGCUGAUGAAGACUUAAUUUAUUUUUAGACCAACAGAACCGUCUGGUUUUCAGACGCUGCUCUGACCUUAAAG